This is a messenger RNA of Penicillium lagena, 366 nucleotides long. Its product is annotated as L51/S25/CI-B8 domain-containing protein. The transcript has 3 exons. The coding region runs from base 1 to 366 and encodes 121 amino acids. NCBI's taxonomy places the organism in Eukaryota, Fungi, Ascomycota, Eurotiomycetes, Eurotiales, Aspergillaceae. The record is from RefSeq and is a predicted model, not a curated record.
AUGUCCGGCAAGUACGUCUUUACCAAGGGCCUGAAGGAGCUCCGGUUCCUCUUCUGCCACACCUCCGAGCAGAGCGCACCCACACGGACCUUCCUCAACCGCGCUUAUCCCACCAUGAAGAAGCACAACCCGCACACUCCCAUUAUGAUGCGUGAGGCGAUGGAUACUGAGCCGCGGGUUUUCGCGCGAUACGGUAUGGAUAAGGACCCAUUGAAGACGGACUGUCAGAACCGAUUGAAGAAAGAAUACGGGCUAACAAUGGAUGAAUAUGCAGAGUUCGGAAAGGAGAAGCAGGAGGCAUUGUCGGGCUUGUCGGAGCAGCAGAUCGAAGAACGGAUCACGAAUCUGGUGAAAGCGUCCUCAUAA